CUUUUUUAGUAACAUACGUGCUCGAUUUUUCAAUGGAAGCCAAGAAUUGUGUUUUGCGCUUUGUGAAUGUGUAUUGCGCCAAUUUGUGAAAUAAUCAAACUGAUUACGAUUUUUUACAAGCCAGAAGUGUAGAGUUCACAUUAUCGCAUUGUUUUUGCCAGUCUCCCGGUGUCCUAAUUAUCUCACCUUGCAAUUACGGAACUGUAAAGUAUUUUAGGUUAUGUUAAACUACCUCAUGCCCUUUAUUUUAUAACGUUUUGAGCCAAUAAUGUCGGAAAACAGCAAUUCGACUUCUGUUAUGUCAGAAGUCACAACUCUGAUAAGAAACUGGGAAGAUGAACAUACGGCGCCUAAUUAUGACCCCAUUCAGACACUCACCAGAUUGGCCGAAAUAUGCGAGGUGGAGACUGAAAAUUACCUGAAAAUGGAUCCUGACCCAUUUGAUGAACGCCACCCUUCACGAACUGAUCCUGACUGCAAACUUGGCCAAAUUUUAAAAGCGCUUUUUAGGAAGGAUAUUUUUAUGAACAAACUUGUUAACGAUUAUUUGAGAGAAACGUACUACUCUCGGUCAGGAAUCACAGACAAGGAUGUUGAUCAGUUGAAUAUUGCAGCUUGUAGGUUGAUGCUAGACGUAAUGCCUGGCUUAGAGACAUCAGUGGUGUUUCAACCCGAUAUGGAUAAUUUGAUUCACCGUUUAAUUAAAUGGACUACAAAUUCAAUAGAACCUCUGCAAAGUUACGCAACGGGGCUUUUAGCUGCUGCAAUGGAAAUUCCAGAAAUUGCCACACGUUUUAGGGAACAAAACGGACGACUUGUGCCUUUACUACUUCAAAGACUGCGUAGGCUUCAAAAUUCCUCGGAAUUUUUGACCACGACAAAUACUCGACCUUUUGCACACUUAUCUUCAAUGAAGUCGCCCCCUUAUCGCGGUGACGGUGUCGUAAAAGUUUCACCCUCUGGUAUUAAAAGGCCCCGCGAGAAUGGAGUUAUUCCAAAUUCGAAAACAACACUUAAUAAAGAAAACACUGAUGUGAUUAACACUAGUGAGUUAUCAGAUUCGGAAAGCGGCCAAAAACGCAAAAAACUAAAGCUGGAGCACAAUUCAAGCGAAGCUGAUGAAGGCUCUCCUCAAAAACCCUUCCUAUUUAACGAAACGAGCAAUUCGUCGUGGGCAGAGCUUGAAAGUUUUAUGAUUGGAACCGUGCAAAUUUUUCCGCCAACUAUAGCAACGCGUCAAAUACUCAUUUUACGUUAUUUGACACCGUUGGGUGAAUAUCAGGAGUUUUUGAGUCAUGUUUUCGAAAAUGACGCUCUUAGUUUGGUCUUAAAGUAUGUGAAUGUCCGAGCGACUAAAGAAGCAAGACUUGCAUUUGAAGCCUUGAAAUAUCUUGCUGCUCUUUUAUGCCACAAAAAAUUCUCGAUUGAGUUUAUUCAAAUGGAUGGUCUUGAGGCACUUCUGGAGGUGCCAAGGCCGUCAAUAUCAGCCACUGGGGUCUCGAUUUGUUUGUACUAUUUGGGGUAUUGUGAGGAGGCAAUGGAGAGGGUUUGUCUGCUUCCGAAAUACAUGAUCACCAGUUUAGUCAAGUAUGCUUUAUGGCUUUUGGAAUGCUCACACGAUUCGGGCCGAUGUCAUGCUAUAAUGUUUUUCGGUCUCACGUUUCAAUUCAAAGUGAUUUUGGAGGAAUUUGAUGCUCAUGAUGGGUUACGAAAGUUACACAAUGUGAUUUCUACUUUAUCAAUUUUACUGCCGGACACCGAUACGACUCAACUAAACGAAGAUCAAGAGUGCGCCGCUCGUCAAAUCGUUCGCCACGUUUGUGUUGCAUACCGUCGUUACCUUGAAGCUCAUCUAAACCUAAAAGUAGAACCAAUUAAAAGAUCACAACUUAGACUUAACGAAAAAAUGGCACAGCCGCCUUUACCGGCGCAGCCGAGCUACAAACCGUACAAGUCAUCGCCUGAAGAGGUGCAACAGAACGUCGAAACGUUGUUGCAAUAUAUGCCGUUUCGGUGCCAUUGGACGCCAGUUGAUCAGUUACUCAAAUUAGGGGGAAUCACACUCUUGUUGAAAAUAAUCGCGUUUGCGUAUGAGUGGAAUUAUAGUGGGAGGGCUGAGACGGUCAGGUCGGCUUUGGAUACGUUGGCUAUUGCGUGUGUGAUGCCUAAAGUUCAAUUGUUAUUUUGUGAUAGGGUGGAAUUGCCAGAGGAGAGUGCCACAGUUGGGAUUAAUAUUAUUUUGGGGGCCGCUGAGGGUGAAAUAGUGGCCGAUGCUGAUGUACAAAAGGCUGCGCUUCGAGUCAUUGUCAAUUGUGUGUGUGCCCCCAUAAAUAGGGUUGGUGGUACUUUAACCCGAUAUUCGGCCACGGUUAACAGCCCAAUUAAGAAAAUUAAACUCAAAAGUAGCGAAGAAUUGAUUCAGAGAGUUUGGGAUUGUGUCAGGUCUAAUAGUGGUAUUAUGGUUUUGUUGCAAUUAAUGAAUAUUAAAACACCAAUCACUGAUGCGGACUGUAUACGAACUUUGGCUUGUAAAGCAUUGGCCGGCUUAGCACGGUCGGAAACUGUCCGACAGAUCGUGUCAAAAUUACCGCUUUUUACGAGCGGACAACUGCAGAAUUUAAUGAGGGACCCAAUUUUGCAAGAAAAACGCCAAGAACAUGUGACUUUCCAAAAAUAUGCACUUGAACUUUUGGAACGACUUUCGGGGAAAACGAAACAUCGGGGAAAUGACUUGGAAGUUUCUUUAGCCAACAUACAUAGAGCUAACGUUGUGGCUCAGACUAAAAUUCAAUUCAAUGAUCGGCAAUUGUUACAACUCAUCCACCAACAUUUAAUUACGAAAGGUUGUCCAGAAACGGCCUCUAUGUUAGUGAAGGAAGCAAAUUUGGGAAACUCAGUCACGCCCAUUUCAACAAAUCAACCAACCAAAUUCCGAUACUCGUCCACUCUAACACCAUCUAGGCUUAAGUUAAAUUUCACUCCAAUGCAACACCGCACAAUACCGCAGUCACCAGUGCAAAAGGAGGAGACAUCGUUUAUUAAUAGUUCCAACUGUACUUCCCCUGCUAUUAAAUUAAUAAAGAAACACCAAAAUCAAGUGGUCGCGACACCACCGGUCCAAAACUCCCGAUUACAGAAACAAACGAAUAGCGAUGUUGUAGUUAGGGUGCCGAGUCAGAGCUUGCUUGACGAACCGACGAAUCCACCCGAACAGCCCCGAGUCACGCUCGAUUCGAUCAUAACCGAGUAUUUAACCAAUCAGCAUGCGUUAUGUAAAAACCCCAUGGCCAACUGUCCCAAAUUCAAUCUCUUUAUUCCACAUAAAUGCCCAGACCCUAAACCAAAGAUAGCCUCAGCCAAUAAUUUUGUGGUGAGGUGUGCGCGACGUGCUAUUGGGUAUCAGUCCAAGUCUAUGGACCGGAAAUUUAUUCAUUCGAGAUUUUGUCCAGUUCAAACGAUUCGGUCGUCGUCCGAUGGCGAUUUCUUCACUUGUGCGAAAUUUUUACCGGGUGAUAAAAGCAUAAUCGUGGGUGAUUACAGUGGUGAUAUACGAAUUUUUAAUCUGCAUACUGGAAAUGAAGAGUUUAUGUUUCAAACGCACGAUAAUUAUAUCGUUCAUUUGGAGCCUAACAGGAGUGGGGAGUUUCUGUUGACGAGUUCCACGUGGGGGCGGCCUCUGUCCGCACUCUGGGCCAUAAGGAACUCCGAGAUGAAGUUUGCGCUGGACGAUGAAGAACAUGUUGAGUUUAGUAAAGUGACACAGGAGCGGAUUGUGGCGACUAAACUUGAAGUUGCAACAAUUUACGACGCCGUCACGGGCCAAUCAAUCUUGCGUUUAGUUCCUACAGAUAGUAACCAAUACACUAGAAAUAAAGCCACAUUUAGCCCGUUCGAUGAUUUGGUUUUAUCAGAUGGUGUGCUUUUCGAUGUCAAUUCGGGCAAACAGAUUCACAAGUUGGAUAAGUUGAAUCAGACCCAAAGUGGGGUGUUCCACCCUAACGGCUUAGAGAUUGUAUCAAAUACUGAGGUUUGGGAUGUGCGAACUUUUCAUUUGUUGAAAACAGUGCCAGUUUUGAAUCAACGUACUGCCGUUUUUUCACCGGUCAAUAGUGCGAUUUAUGCCAUUUCGAUGGAACAGGAAUUGGAUAAUGGUGACUCGACAUUCGAUUCGAGUUUUAAAACAGUGGAUGCGAUCGAUUACUCGAGUAUUGCUACUAUUGACGUUAAGAAAAACAUCUACGAUUUGGCGGUUAAUCGGUUCGAUACGCAAAUUGUGAUUGUGGAGAAUCAGGGGGUUUACCAGUCGGUUCAAGAGUCCGUGGUGCGGAUCUAUGAUGUCGGGAGGAAGCGAGACGAUGAGGAUGAACAAGAUGAAGAGGACGAGGAAGAGGAGGAUGAUGAUAUGGAUGGGAGUGACGAUGACGGUUCCGAUAAUGAUGUCGAUGUUGAUUUUCUAGAUCGAUUGAUGCUCAACGUGGGCGGGAAUAACGACAACAACGAUAAUAACGCCAACAAUGAUGAUGACAAUGAUGAGGACGAUAAUUUCUUCGAUAGUGAGUCUGAUAGUUGGACGACUACGUCGACUGGCUCUGAUGAUUCGUUCACGGAUGAUAUGUUCGAUUUUUGAGCGAACCGUAAAAUAAGGUUUAAAUGUGAUAGCAAUUCGAAAAUAGUUAAUUGGAUGAGUGGGCGUGUGUCUGUUUUUUAUAAGGAAAACGGCAUUUGAUGAUUUUCCAGCUUGUGGUGUCAAGUGUGUUUUUAAAUGUGAGCCGAGUUUGGAAUUAUGUUGAACAUUGUGUAUUAUAUUUCAUAAAUAAAUACAAUUUCAAAGGAACAA
Tribolium castaneum (red flour beetle) is the source of this 4837-nucleotide messenger RNA. RefSeq names its product mahjong (gene mahj). Lineage: Eukaryota; Metazoa; Arthropoda; Insecta; Coleoptera; Tenebrionidae. Gene Ontology annotation, cellular component: nucleus; Cul4-RING E3 ubiquitin ligase complex. Bases 269 to 4627 code for a protein of 1452 amino acids. The record is from RefSeq and is a predicted model, not a curated record. The transcript is spliced from 20 exons. Gene Ontology annotation, biological process: protein ubiquitination. Gene Ontology annotation, molecular function: protein binding.